This is a messenger RNA of Fonsecaea nubica, 861 nucleotides long. RefSeq lists its product as hypothetical. The coding region runs from base 1 to 861 and encodes 286 amino acids. Gene Ontology annotation, molecular function: oxidoreductase activity. The record is from RefSeq and is a predicted model, not a curated record. NCBI's taxonomy places the organism in Eukaryota, Fungi, Ascomycota, Eurotiomycetes, Chaetothyriales, Herpotrichiellaceae. The transcript has 2 exons.
AUGGGACCCCCCACCGCCAUCGUCACCGGUGGCUCGUCCGGCAUCGGCGACGCCCUGGUCCGCCACCUCGUCUCACUGAACUGGCGCGUCGUCGUCGCCGACAUCAACCCACCCAAGGAGUCCCUGCCGGAGUCGUUGUUCGUCAAGACAGACAUUACCUCCUGGCAGGACCAGGCCGACAUGUUCAAGCAAGCGUAUGCGUGGAGCGGGCGGCUGGACUUUGUGGCUCUCAACGCGGGUGUCGACCAUGGCGACGACGUGUUUGGGAAUCUCUCGGGCGAUGUGGACCGGCCGCCGUCGAGGCCGGAUACAAGGCCAUUUGAGGUGAAUGUUACUGGGACCUUCUACGGCAUCAAACUCGCCGCGCACUACAUGACGGUGCCGAGCACCCACUCGGACAAACCCAAGCCGGGCGGCAAAAUCAUCAUCACCGCCUCCGGGGGCGGCAUCUUCCCCAUCCCCAUCCUCCCGCAGUACACGGCCAGCAAGCACGCGCUGGUCGGGCUCGUGCGCGCGCUCGCCCGCAUCAACGCCGUGUGCCCCGCCAUCGUCGACACCCCGGGCCUCCCGCCGGGACUGGCGAUUAAACUCGGCCCAGACCAGCUCACGCCCAUGAGCACCGUCAUUCGGUGUUUCGACGCGCUGGCCGAUUUCGCCCGUGUCGAUGCCGUCGACGAUGACAAUGUCGAUUGGGUGUCGCGCGGCAAGACGGGAGAGACGGUCGAGGCGAAUGGCGAGGAGUUCAUCUGGCAUCAACCACCGCAGCCACAAGGGGGGAAGUUCAUGCGCGAGGCGGGCGUGCUGGCGGCGGCGCAGGCGUAUAAGCAGAUAGGCGCCGAGGGGUUUGCGACAGCGACGUGA